GAUGCUUUUGUCGAUGCGGCUCUGACUCGGGGGGUCGGUGAGUAGGAUACUUCUCCCCGAGAGGGAGCUGGGGGAUGGCGGGUCUACUGUCACAACUCUUUUUUCUGGCAUUUGAUGAUCUGGGGAACCUCAACGUUGCCGCCUACUCUCUGUCUACCUUCCCUUUCGCGUGAUCGUUUCCGCAAGUUGCCUUACGGAUUUGCUGCGCCACCGGUCGCAGAGCCUUUCGUUCCGCAGGGGAUUUCUGCUUAUCUGCAGAUGUUCUUGGCCUUGGGGUAGGACGCUUCUGCCAGCAUCGCUUCAUCGUGCACUAAUGUUUCCCCUGAUCCGAUAUAUCAGCAUGAGUCGCCCGGGGUUGGCGGCGCUUCGUUUCGGUAUUAGUUGCCCGGCUGUCGGGUGUGGUGAUAGAAUAGUAUGUGCCAGGCUUGCUGGCUGCUUGUGAUAGCGUGUCUGCGCUUUUGCUGGGGUACUCUUCCUGCGUGGGCCACCUUAUCUGUGUCUUCCCUUUAUAGGCGAGUGGGGCUGUGCCUGUGCGAGUGGGC
Molecule: messenger RNA, 542 nt
Organism: Amoebophrya sp. A120
Lineage: Eukaryota; Dinophyceae; Syndiniales; Amoebophryaceae
Source: the annotation of a GenBank genome assembly